Oncorhynchus mykiss (rainbow trout) is the source of this 1259-nucleotide messenger RNA. The record is from RefSeq and is a predicted model, not a curated record. Lineage: Eukaryota; Metazoa; Chordata; Actinopteri; Salmoniformes; Salmonidae.
ACAAUAUUUUAUUGUUUUACAAGUAAUGCAGGGUAGCAUGAGCAGCAGCAACUCCCUGGCCAACACAAAAGCAUACAGUGGAAGCUUAAAGUGUCAGCAACAGCUUGGAAUUGGCAUCUAAAGGAUGAAUCUACCAUUGCAAUUCUGUUGAUAGAUGAUUAGUACAAAUUAUUUCAAAAUCAGAACGCAAAGUGCAGGUGAGUGUAAAAGUUGUACAUUACAUCCCAGUAGACAUUCCCUUGUGGUAGGGCUCCUUUAGCAGGUGGGGAUAUGGUUGGUUCAGAGAUGCCAACGUCACUACAGUCCUUGAGAGUAUCUCCGCUAUCAAAAUGGUAUAACCUCCCCAAUGGUGUGGCAGGUUUUGGAGUAGACAGUUUUUCCAUUCUCAUACACAGAUUUGUAACAAUUUUGGGAUGAGAACUGACUGUUCAACGAUGCUGCCUUGAAUGCUGCUGGAGCUAACACAUUGGGUGCUUUCAUUGUCACCGUCAGACCCAAAAUCCUGAGAAACAUCACUGCUGCUAAAAUCCAUGUUGCUUGAGGAGUUGGCCCACCUGUUCAAGGGCGCCUGUCGCUUCUGCCGAGGCAAGGGCGCCUGUCGCUUCUGCCGAGGCAAGGGCGCCUGUCGCUUCUGCCGAGGCAAGGGCGCCUGUCGCUUCUGCCGAGGCAAGGGCGCCUGUCGCUUCUGCCGAGGCAAGGGCGCCUGUCGCUUCUGCCGAGGCAAGGGCGCCUGUCGCUUCUGCCGAGGCAAGGGCGCCUGUCGCUUCUGCCGAGGCAAGGGCGCCUGUCGCUUCUGCCGAGGCAAGGGCGCCUGUCGCUUCUGCCGAGGCAAGGGCGCCUGUCGCUUCUGCCGAGGCAAGGGCGCCUGUCGCUUCUGCCGAGGCAAGGGCGCCUGUCGCUUCUGCCGAGGCAAGGGCGCCUGUCGCUUCUGCCGAGGCAAGGGCGCCUGUCGCUUCUGCCGAGGCAAGGGCGCCUGUCGCUUCUGCCGAGGCAAGGGCGCCUGUCGCUUCUGCCGAGGCAAGGGCGCCUGUCGCUUCUGCCGAGGCAAGGGCGCCUGUCGCUUCUGCCGAGGCAAGGGCGCCUGUCGCUUCUGCCGAGGCAAGGGCGCCUGUCGCUUCUGCCGAGGCAAGGGCGCCUGUCGCUUCUGCCGAGGCAAGGGCGCCUGUCGCUUCUGCCGAGGCAAGGGCGCCUGUCGCUUCUGCCGAGGCAAGGGCGCCUGUCGCUUCUGCCGAGGUACCGUGGCCGGUUGCUUCAGCUAA